Uranotaenia lowii is the source of this 4611-nucleotide messenger RNA. Its product is annotated as putative sodium-coupled neutral amino acid transporter 11. Gene Ontology annotation, molecular function: amino acid transmembrane transporter activity. Bases 1443 to 2957 code for a protein of 504 amino acids. The transcript has 10 exons. NCBI's taxonomy places the organism in Eukaryota, Metazoa, Arthropoda, Insecta, Diptera, Culicidae. Gene Ontology annotation, biological process: amino acid transmembrane transport. The record is from RefSeq and is a predicted model, not a curated record.
GCUUCCAAGCGUUCAUACUGCAGUGAGUCUUCGUCGCGAGCGGACACACUUUUCCCGAGUCCCGAGUUCGAGUUCCCGACACUUCCAACUAGACACCUUAACAGCGGACACACAAACACACACUGAUUACUCCACACAUGGACCGCACCACUUAACCACUUUACCCCACACCAAGCCACUUCCGGUUCACACACUUUUGGUAACCAAAAAAACACGACCUUCACACCAUCAAUCCAUUCAUUCACGGCAAAUUGCCAAUUUCACACUUCAUUCAAGAAUAGCAGCAUAAUUCGGGAAAAACGUCAAUCAUCCGUUUUGGAAGUGAGUGAGUUUCUCCAAGCUACUCGGGCUUAAAAAAUGAACGUAAACAAUUAACCGCGAUUUCGGAAAGUGAGCAAAUCGAUGUGAUUAUCGGUCGAUUAUUCAGCAUCCGGAAGAAUUUCCCAGAAGCAGCAUCAUCUGGUUUGGUCUGAUCCUGGUCUGGUGUGUUGCCAUCAAUUAAUUUAGUCGUGCGUGAUCGGGAUUCGAAACAUCUUCUGCUUCACCGUAUCAUCCUGGGAUUAUUAUUAACGGUGCAGCUUGAAGUCGACAAUCGUGUUGUCGUCGUGAGGUCGUGACGUGACGUGUGCCUCCCUCCUCCGGGAAGGAUUCGUGUGAGUGACCGAGCGUGAAGGAACGUGCCAAUAGGUUUUCGGAAUUUCUGGGAAUUUGUUGCUGAUGCUGCUGAUAUUGCUGCCUAAUGCAGAAGCAGGGAUCUGUUGAAUGAAUCGUCAAGCCAGCCAUUUGUGUUGAGUGGCCGGCCAUCCCGGGAAAAUAAAAAGGAUAAUUAAGAGUGUCUUAAACUUAUUGCCAAAUAAAACAAAGGACGAACGACAAGAAGGAAGACGAUUCGUUUUUUUUCGGUACCAGGACAGUGGACACAAGUUUGGGAUAUUCUUCCUUCUGUUUUCUGCUGCAAGGAUCUCUCGGCAGUCCUUCCUCGCUAACUAGCUGCCACCAUCGCCGAAAUUAGUGAGGACUGGCAGCAAGACAAAAAAUACGAGAAAGCUGUUCCAGUACCUACCGAAAGUAUCUGUCCCAUAUCCCUUAUAAUCACCGGGGGUCGAAGUUUUCCGGAGGAAAGCACACAUUAGUAGCAUCAUCAUCAUCAACGUCGUCGUCCUCGUCUUGGUCCUCAUCUUAGUCUUAGUCUUAGACGAAGAAGACGACGUCGUUAUCGUCGCAGCAGCAUCUCUGCCGAGCUUGUAUUUCAUCGUGCGGAACUUCCACCGGGAGAAGGAGGAGACAAACUGACCCUAGGGAAAUUUAUUACCGUCGUCGCCUGUGGCUAAGAAGAAGAAGAAGGGAGGAGAGGUCUUAGGAAAGAAAAGCCGGGGCUCCAGAAGAGAAAAGAUCAACACAAACAACAAGUUAAGCAGCUGGGAAAAUCAUCAAAAAAAAAUAUGGAUAACACCGGGCAUAAGAAGAAUACUGUCUCAGAGUUUAGCUACAUGCUUCAGCGACAGGGAAGUGAUGAUUCGGCCGAAGCAGCAGCAUUCGAUGAUAUCAACUCGUUGGUAAAGCAGAACAAUCAGCAGGGCACGACGGACGAUGAAGCACUUUCUUCGCUCCCGCAGGCAUCCUUCAAUUACAUCAACUCGAUUGUCGGAAGUGGCGUAAUUGGCAUUCCCUACGCGCUCCACCGGGCCGGAUUCGGGCUGGGACUCUUCCUGCUGGUUACCGUCGCCGUGAUAACGGACUACUCGCUCAUUCUGAUGGUACGAUGCGGCCACCUCAGUGGAAGAUUCAGCUAUCCCGGAGUGAUGGAGGCCGCCUACGGGAAAGGUGGCUACUAUCUGCUAUCGCUGCUCCAGUUUAUGUAUCCUUUUCUCGCGAUGAUUUCCUACAACGUGGUCGUCGGAGAUACUCUGUCAAAGGUCCUAGUUCGCUUCGUUCCGUCCUGGGGCAACUCGAUGCUGGCCGUCCGUUUCGGGGUAGUUUUCGUGGUCACAGUCACAGUAAUUAUCCCACUCUGUCUGUAUAAAAAUGUGUCCCGGUUGGCCAAAGUCAGCUUCCUCAGCCUGGCAUGUGUAGUCGUCAUUCUACUGGCUGUUGUUUACAAACUGAUCGGCGGGGAUUAUGCUGUCGUGCCCGAUACUCCAGAAUCCUGGCGGUUUGCUCACAGCGAUCUGAUUCCGGCCGUCGGCAUAAUGGCGUUCGCUUUUAUGUGUCAUCACAACACAUUCCUGGUGUACCAAUCGAUGCGGGACGCCACCCUGGAGCGCUGGGAAAAGGUUACCCAUCUGUCGGUCGGAUUCGCCUGGCUGGUGGCCACUUUGUUUGGCAUUGCCGGGUACUGCACUUUUCGGGCGCUCUCGCAAGGCGACCUGCUGGAGAACUACUGCUGGGACGACGAUCUGAUGAACUUUGCCCGGGUGCUGUUCUCGAUUUCGAUCCUGCUGACGUUCCCCAUCGAGUGUUUCGUGUCCCGGGAAAUCGUGCGGACCCAGAUCAAACGGUUCUACUCGCAGGAGGUGGUGGUGCAGUACGAUGCCGACAAGGAUCCGGCCCACGCGACCGGAAGCGACGAGGACGAAAAGUCGGUGGCCACAACGUUGGCGAUUGUGUUUGCCGCCUUCAUCAUUUCGCCCUAUACCGAGUGUUUGGGACCGGUGCUGGAGCUGAAUGGUCUUCUGGCGGCCAUUCCCCUUGCGUACAUCCUUCCCGGGCUGGCCUACAUCCAACUGAGUCCCCAUUCGCUGUUUAGCCAGGAAAAGCUUCCGGCCGCUGGUCUGGUCGUAUUCGGAACUAUAGUGACGAUUUCCGGAGCCGCCCUGCUGAUGCCAAAUCUGAUCGGUGACUGUCGAACCGGUACCAUCAUGGGAUACUGCCGAGAGGACGAACUGGCCAUGAAUGCAAGCUCCCUGGCUGCGCGAGCCCUGGCCAUGACCCAACAGUUAACUACGCCGCCAUGUUAAAGCGAUCAAAUAUAAAUGAGUGCAGCUAUAAGUUCCAAAGUAUUGUUUUGAAAAUAUAAUAAAGAAUAAAAUUAUUGCUUAGCAUUAUUUUUUUUUAGAAUCUUUGUAAAUUUUAAAUCAGGAAGAAGGAGUAAUAAACUUUUUAAUUUUAUUUUUAGAACGGAUGAUUGCCUAAAAGUCUUUCAAAUCAAAACACUAUUUAUACAGGAAAUCUUUUUUCUAUACAUUUUUCAUAUUUUCCAAACAAUAUUUUCCUUGAACAUAAAUGAAAAAUUCAUAAAGGAAAAAACUACACAAAAUACAAACACGAUUUCCUAGCUUUCUGUACCUGUUUCGUAUACAGCCAACUGUUAUACACUUUCAAAACUGAACUUAAAUGCACAUUUCACAUUGAAAUGAGUUGAUUUUAUUGCUGAUCUUACUAUCUCAUUACAGGAGUAAACUUUUACGAGCCUACAUAGACAGACAACUGAUUUAGGGAAAUGAAUUUGUGAACAUUUUGAACACCAUUUUUGUAACGGCCUCGAGUCUCAUUUACAUGAAUACAACUUUCAGUCACACAAUCAAUCAAACAAACAAACAAAAUAAUGGGCAGAUGCUUUUUCGUACCAAAUAUGAAGUCUUUCAAGCCAACAAAAAUGAUAAAAAACUAUUACACUUAAACACGUUUUAUUGAGGGUAAGUUCGAGUCAUUCGUCAUGUAGAGGAAAAGCGAAAAAUGAUUAAACUAUUCAGUCGCCAAAGUGAAGUGAAAUCAAAUCCGACCAAUCAGACACUUUCAGUCGAAAUCUUGAGGGAACACAUCAUUAAGUCAUAUCAUUUUAAGAAGGCAAAAGCAUGGAAUGCUCUCGUUGGAAAGAGACCAGAAAAACGUUUUGAAAGGAAACAAAUAUAAACUAACUGUAAACACACAUAUUCCAAUCGUUCCAAUAUGAUACUCUAAAAAAAUAAAAACAGAAACGAUCACAGCAAAGAUGAAUCGUUUCAACUAAUCACCGAACCAAGAUACUGAACUAGCAAUGUAAUAUUUACAGAGAAAUACCCCAUUAUAUACUGAUCUCAAAUAAUAUUUAAAGAUGAAAACAACUGUUAUACUAUAAAAAAAAUUUAAACUUACGAUUGAAAAUCAAAAGCACUGAUGUCGUUAUGCACCCGCCUAAAAUUAGAUUCAGAAAACAAAAUGUAACUCUCACUUGAAACAUAACAUACCAAUGAAAAGCGCCUACCCUUAGGCAAUGAAGUAACGGUCAUCAGUAUUAGAAAAAAAAAGUCAGCUAAAUUCGUUUAUUCCAUACCCAUCCAUGCUCAUUUCACUGAUCUAGUAGAAUAAAGGAAUUACUUACAACCGGAAGGUGUCAGCUGAUGAUGAUUGUGUGUAGAAAAUAGUCAAAUAUAUUUCAAUUGUUAAAUUUGAAGCAGUAAAACAAAAUUCGUAACAGCGAUGCUAACGUGUUGAAAAGAGCAAUGGAUUCGAAAGUGAAGAGGGGCUCGAAAGUUGAUUCGACCCAUAAAACAAUGUUGAUAGAGAUAUAAAAUUAAAUGCUGGCAAAAUAAAAUUAGAAACGGCAAAGACUUUCAUCUAUCAAAAUGAGCGAUAAACCAAAAAAUAUAUUGUAAAAUACAAACUGAUGAGAAUAAAGUGAAACGUAGCCAA